Molecule: messenger RNA, 879 nt
Organism: Anolis sagrei ordinatus
Lineage: Eukaryota; Metazoa; Chordata; Lepidosauria; Squamata; Anolidae
Source: RefSeq, a predicted model, not a curated record
CUCAAAAGGCCUCAUGCUCUGUCUUUUGCAGCUAGUGGCUUCCUGAUGUAUUAUCAGUUAGGGGUGGUCCGGGCACUGAAGGAACUGGCACCUGAAAUGAUAAACUCACUGUCCAGGGUUUAUGGUUCUUCUGGUGGAGCACUUGUUGCAGCAGUAAUAAUCUGUGAUGGUGAUUUAGAUGCUUUUCAAGAGUAUCUCUUCAAAGCUGUGGAAGAUAGCAGAAGGUCGUUUUGGGGUCCUUUUUCACCAUCUGUAGGGGUAUUCCGGACAUUAAAGGAUGGGUUGAUUAAAAAUCUGUCAGAGAAUUCUCACCAGAAGGCUUCAGGGAAACUCUACCUUUCCCUAACACGUGUGUCAAACUUGCAAAAUAUCAUGGUUUCAGAGUACAAGUCAAAGGAAGAUCUAAUUGAGGCUCUCAUGUGCAGCUGUUUUGUUCCAGGGUAUGGUGGUUUGAUCCCACCCACCUACCGUGGUGUGCGAUAUAUGGAUGGAGGCUUCACAAACAUGCAACCUUGUCAUGAUGUAGAAGGAGUGGUUUCAAUAUCCCCCUUUACAGGAGAGACUGAUAUUUGUCCAAGAGAUAGCCAAGCUUUUUUCAGCAUAGUAAAUGUCUUUGGCACCACCGCUCUUCUUUCCAUGGAGAAUUUUUCCAGGGCAUUUCAUUCGAGCCUUCCACCAACGAUCACGGUGAUGGAACAAUACCAUUCAUUGGGCUAUCAGAAUGCCAUCUCCUUCUUACUUGUGACUAGUAAGUAUGUUCUGAACAAUACUGCCAUGUAGCAGGGAUAAAGCAAAGGUCCCUCUGUAAUUCAGAAGAGCUUUUCUUAGUUUUCUCCUUGCUCAGGAGAACUCUUCUUUCUGUAUUGUACUGAUCACCUG